GCCUGUCCCUAUUUCUGAGAGGAUCGGUGCUGAGGCAGGCUGCAGAGACACAGGCUGACGCUGAAGCGAUGAGGCCAGGACAUGCGGGACUCAGAUAAGGCUGGCCAGGGUUUCUCUGCAGAACGACUCUGUAGAACGACUCUCUGGGGACAUGUGGGUCUGCCUGGGGCACAGGUGACACACGUCCGUCACCUACCCGGCUUCAUCCGGAACAGCACAAGUCUGAGCCCAGCCAGUCAUGGCAAAGAGGGACUACUUGGUGGAUGCGGCCAAGCAGAUCCGCAUGGCGCUGGACCGGGAGGUCAGCGAGGACUACGAGGCUGCCUUCAACUACUACAAGAAUGGGGUGGAUCUGUUACUGAGUGGAGUGCAAGUGGACCCUAACAAGGAACGGCGGGAGGCAGUAAAGCGGAAGACCACUCAAUACCUGAAGAGAGCGGAAGAGAUCUUUAACUCACACCUUCAGGGCAGCUUGGGAAAUGGGACGUCCCUGUCUGGGGGCUACAGCAGCCUAAGAUUUCGGCCAAUCAGAAACCUCAGCAAACCAGUGGAGGACUUGAAAAUGUGCAAAGUCAUCGGGGUGAUCGACAAGGUUCUGACUGUCCAAAACCUGACCACCAAGGAGGUGUUUGUGGUUAAAAGCCUGGCCAAGUCAAGCUGGGAGAGCCGUGAGCAACCCACCAUCAUCCCCCAGGGCGUGCCCUUCAUGGUGAAGCUGCUCCGCUACUAUGUCAGUGAGGACACCGUCUACCUGCACCUGGGGCAUGUCCAAGGGGGGAGGCUUUUCUCUAAGCUGCACAAGUCCAGGAAGGACAAGAUGAAGGAACAUUCUGAGGGCUGCAGCUCCACCCGCUACAAGAUCCGGAUGAAGACCAGCUACACCACCCCAGCUCUCAAUCUAGAGCAACAGGACGAAAAGUCCAAGAAGCAGGCCCAGGCGGAGGACGACUCCGGGGACAGCCCGGAUGCUGUAUCCCCCUCCUCCUGGGAGGAGGUCCGGCAGCAACUGGAGGAUGGCCGGACGCACCCCUACUGCGAGGAAACCGGCUGCCUGCAUAGCGCCAGAGCCAGCCCACCAAAGAGGAGCUGGGUAUCUGGGUCACUGGGGUGGGACGAGGCGUUCCAUGGUACCACUGGCACAUUUUCCAGCACUCAGGAAAACCUGAUUAUCCCACCGCAUCGCUGCCCUGGCGGAGGGACUACUGAGGCUUUCAAAGGGAUGUGGGAGCUUUCAAAGACAGACUUGCAGGAAUCCAGCAUUGUGCAGGAAGCUGCAAAUGGCACUCAAGACCCAGAUAAAAUACACUUAGUGAUCAAAGACAGUCCAGAACCAGUAGGAGGCAGCAGAAUACCUCAUGAAGCCCAGCCUUCCAUGAACGACCAGGUGUUACAGGUAGACAGAGACAGUCGGGGCAUUAUUAGGGAUCUGCAGUAUAGAAAGACAGGGUAUGCAAAAGGUCAGGUGCCCUGGAGAGUGUGGACAGGCAGAGAAGGGGUAACAGGAUCCAUAUGGGCAGCUGAACCAACGGAGUGGGCAAGUGCCGCUCCAGCAGUUCAAGAAACAGAGAUGUCCUCAGGAAACCCCCCCUCCUACCACCUCUCUCCAUGGUUUUCCACGCAUGCAGGUCACCCAAAGGAUGUGAACAAACCCAGAGACAGAAGGGAGGACGUGGAUGAAGGAUGGGAACUGCUAAAUCCAAUAGCUGCUGCCAUUCACUGCACCUCGGGAGCAGAAGGACCUGGAACGGACCAGCCCAUCGAGGUGGACGGGUGGUGCCUCCUUCCCCGGGUCCCAGCACCACGACCCAAAGAGAACAGUAUACAAGGCUGCUGGGGCCUGCCUGAGGGCCAGGUGCGGCUAUGGGGCGCCCAGAUCCUGCUGGCCUUGGAGAGUUUGCACCAGCAGGGAAUCUUGUGCAGGGACCUGAACCCGAGGAACAUCCUGCUGGACAGCAGUGGAAACAUAUGUCUGACGUACUUCGGUCAGUGGAGUGAGGUCCAACCGGAAAUCAGCACCGCAGCCAUGCAGCGCAUGUAUUGCGCCCCAGAAAUUGGAGGCGUGGCAGACAUCACCGAGGCAUGUGACUGGUGGAGUCUCGGGGUACUGCUUUACGAACUGCUGACCGGAAUGGCCCUGUAUCAGAGCCACCCGGCCGGCGUGCUUCCGCACACCCAGCUCCUCAUCCCAGACCACCUGAGCACGGCGGCCGCUUCCCUGCUCACAGAGCUGCUGCAGUUUGACGCUGGUUACCGCUUAGGCUCGGGCGGCGGCGGCGUAACGGACAUCAAGUCUCACCCGUUCUUCGGCACGGUGCCGUGGCACGCGCUCGCCAGCUAGCACCGCAGUCCACUAGACCGCCCGCUCUCAUUCGGCAAUCAGCCGCACGAGCUCCUAAAGUCCCAGCUGGUGCAAUGCCGCCAUCUGCUGGCGGAAGGACCGAAGCGCCGCCAUCUACAGGGAUACGAACCGAGCAUGGUUGGUGGAAUACAUAAUGGAAGACCUGAGCGUCUGUAGUGAUUUAGAAGCCAACAACAAAUCCAAACCCCCUGAAAUAGAUAUGUUAUCAGGUUCACAAGCAAGAGAUGUAAGAAUGAUAGCUACUGAAAAGUACUCAAUGGUAGCAAGAUAUGUAAACAACCAUUGUGAACUUACAGCACUGUGACGGGUGAAACUGUGUGCAGGUCUUGCAUAAUCAGCAAGACCCAGAACCUUUAAUCUAACAUCCCUACCCCCAACAAAUCUCAGCAGAUUCUCCACCAAAGUAGAAUAAUGGGCAGAAUUACUCCUGUGAGGUAUUCCCUGAGAUCUUUCACCCAAGCUUUUAUGUAGAAUAACCAUACAUCUCAAUGGUCACAUAACACCGGUUUUAAUGAAGAACAACCCACCCAACCAGGUCUUUGACUGUAUUGAUGGGGGAAAUUUCCUUAGUCCAGCAGCAACGGUAUAUAGAAAGGAUGAUAGUCCUCAUGAAAGACCAAAAAAAUUUUAAAAGGUCAUGACACAAAGGUCAUGAUUAUAACAUAAAAAUAAGACCUGGAAUGUAGGCCUAUAGAAAGUAAAAAGUCCUCAGUUUAACCAGAAUAUAUAGGAAAUGACACGUUGCAGCACAGAAACCCGAGAGAGCUAUUUCACAGCAUCAAGGAGGAACUUUUCAAUCCCAAAUAAUGGCCUGGUGGUUAGUGAAGACGUGUUCAAAAGUGAGAACUUCCCGAGUAAUGUCACGUGCCCCUCCUUCCUCAGGCCACAGGCCGAUCCACUUCCUGCUAAUCUGGUCACAAAGUGACCUGCUUCUCCUAGUGUGUGGUGUGUCCUACACACGCACAACAUGGGUUAGUCUUGGCAUCCGUGACACAGCACCUUAAGCAAAGUGACUGCUUCACACAUGGAGGGAUUUCCCCAGAAAUGUCACCUGCUGCACUGGCAGCAAUCACACACAAUACUGGCUGGCGUUCCUUUAUUUUCAAUUGUGACUUUAGUGGUAAUAGGUGGGGCACCUUGGGUCAUUCGGAGCUGCUCUCAUGCUUCAGAUAGGAACUUCUCAAGGUGAACUACAGUGCGGCUGUGGAACUCUCCAUGAGUUACACGUUAUAGAGUUUCAGUUCCUCACAAAGACUCAGUCAGAAUUUUCAGAUUUUACUUAAGCUUGCUUGAGCUGAAAGAUGGAACAUGGUGAGAUGGCCAUUUUUAAUGCUGACUGCUCAGAAAGUGCUUAGUUAUUCAAUUCGCUAAAAAUUUGGCCAUUUCAACUUGAGGUGGAAAAACAGACUGUACCUUUUAUAACUUUUAUUCCGCAUGCCAUAAAGUGUGUUUUGGGUGCUGUCUACAAGAGAACUGUAUUUCCUGUCCCAUUAACAUUUUUACUACUUAUAUCAAAAAUGAGAAUUUAUAAGCUUGAAUAAAAGUUCCUUCAAGUUCCUGUUAAAGAUCUCAGUUCAUCGUUUAACUGCUGGUCAAAGGGUAAACAGUUUAAGAGUUUCACACAACAUGAUUCCCCACCUUCAAUGACUAAGACUUCAGGUACAUAUCAGACUUUUAUAUCUUUGCAUACAACCUUAUUUCAGUUGCUGGGUACUAUAACGACCCUCUAUGAUCCAAGUCUUUGCUUUCUGGUGAAUUAAAUGACACCUAAUUAAACAUCCACAUAUGUGUUGGCACAGUGGCAGAUUAUGGAGGCAGCAGGAAAUGAAAUGUCUAGUGAAUGCGAAGUUUUUGAGAUAUAUUCAGUAAAGUAUUUAUAAUGUGUUUCUUUGGUUAGAAGGCACACAAACAAGCAAAAUUCCUCCCAAUGGGAGUCGAUGAAUCAAACAACAAUGCCACUCUGGUUAUGCUUGUAUGAUACAAUAAUAAAAAAUAAAGUAUAAAUUUUCAAGCAUUUAUUUAAUAUUUGGUGUCAUUUUCAUUAAUCGGUUUGACACAUCAUAAUACUUUAGAAUAAUAUGUAACAUAACCUGUAAAUUGCAUUAAAAAUACUGAAUAUUAAGAAUAAUGAAAAUGAGGAAAGCAAUGUGUGUUAUUUGUUAAUUUUCCUGAUAAACAUACUGCUCUUAAAUGCCCAGAUACCCUCAAUUCUAUUGCUUGAUGGAAUUGAUCUUACUGUUAAAUUAAAUCUUUUUUCAAUAAAUUGCAUUAUGUGCCAGGGUGGGGCUUUUAAAUGACAAUGUCUGUUGAUUCCAUGUAACUUUGUUACUGCCUCAUACAUAAGAUGAUAAUUGAUGUGAGCAAAAUUAUAGGGCUAUAUUCAGUCAA
Messenger RNA from Paramormyrops kingsleyae, 4747 nucleotides. It is a transcript of the gene rps6kl1, whose product is annotated as ribosomal protein S6 kinase-like 1. The record is from RefSeq and is a predicted model, not a curated record. Lineage: Eukaryota; Metazoa; Chordata; Actinopteri; Osteoglossiformes; Mormyridae. Gene Ontology annotation, molecular function: ATP binding; protein kinase activity. Gene Ontology annotation, biological process: protein phosphorylation.